Molecule: messenger RNA, 981 nt
Organism: Soboliphyme baturini
Lineage: Eukaryota; Metazoa; Nematoda; Enoplea; Dioctophymatida; Soboliphymatidae
Source: the annotation of a GenBank genome assembly
AUGAAAAAUGGGUUGAAUUCCGUACGAGCCAGAAAUCCUCCGGUGUGGAACGUAAUCCCAUUUCCGGCAAAGCAAUCGGACCGGCAUUCCGACAGUGCAGAAUGUGAAAAGCGUCUGACAGAAUUUAUGCGGACGAACGGAAUUUUGCGAUUUAACACGAAAGAAUAUCAAGCGAAGCGAGAGGAUCUGGAAUUUUUACGAACCCUGGGCAGUGGAACGUGCGGCGUGGUUCAAGAAAUGCGCUUUAAACCGACCGGUGACAUAAUGGCAGUGAAACAGAUGCGCCGGUCAUGCAAUAAGGAAGAGAACAAGCGAGUUCUGAUGGAUCUGGAGGUAGUCAUGCGUAGCCACGACUGCCCGUACAUCGUGAAGUACUACGGUUGCUUCAUCACCGAUAGUGAAGUGUGGAUAUGCAUGGAGCUGAUGACGACAUGUCUUGACAAGUUGAUCAAAGCGAUUCGAACCGGUAUCCCUGAGCGAGUGCUAGGCAAAAUGGCUGUAUCGAUCGUUAAAGCGCUCGACUAUCUGAAAGAAAAGCUUGGCAUUAUUCACAGAGACGUGAAACCAUCAAACAUGCUGCUAGACAUGAAGGGCACGAUCAAAUUGUGUGAUUUUGGAAUUUCAGGUCGCCUCGUAGAUUCAAUAGUGAAGUCAGGAAAUGCCGGCUGUACUGCGUACAUGGCGCCGGAAAAAAUACUUCCAGACGGCCAUGGUUACGACAUUCGCAGUGAUGUGUGGAGCCUCGGAAUUUCGUUGGUCGAAUUAGCUACCGGCAGAUUUCCUUAUGAAAGCUGCUCUACCGAUUUCGAGCUUUGCACACGAAUACUACAAGAUCCACCACCGAAGCUUUCAACGUCAGAUGGUUUUUCGCAGGAAUUCUGCAACUUUGUUGACAAAUGCCUUGCAAAGAACUGUGCUGUGCGUCCAAAAUUUCAGGAGCUUCUGGUACGUAGCCGCGACCGUCAGUGUACAUGGCAGUAA